ACAGUGCAGUGUUACAAUUUAAGCAAGAAACAAGUCAAAUAAUCGAAGAAGAACGAACUAUUUUCAAAACAAUUUACAAUAAAAAUUCAUUAAACGAAAAAUCCUUAAUCAAAAUGCGCGUAUUCGUUGUACUAUCAGCUUUGUUGGCUGUCGCUUGUGCCGCUCCUCAAUAUGGUUAUAAACAACCUGAACACUUAGGUUCUGGACCAUCUGGUGCCUUUAGUGGAUUAUCUCCAGCUAGUUUGCAACCCUCAACACUUGGACAUGGUGGUGACAAGUAUUUGCCUCCUGCACCUACCAGUGCUGCUCCAAUUGUACGCAAACAAUUCUAUGUUGUCUCAGCCCCCGAAGAUGAUGAUAAUCAACCAAAGAAUAAGCACUUGGUUUUGGGUCGUCCACAAAAGAACUACCGUGUUGUAUUCAUUAAGGCUCCCAACUCUGGUAAUGGUAAUGUCAAAUAUUCCGCUGAAUUCGCCCCUCAAGAAGAAAAGACUGUAAUUUAUGUAUUGAGCAAGAAGGACAAUGAAUUGGAUGCUAGUGAUAUCGCUACUCCUGCUCCCACCACCGCCAGCAAACCUGAAGUAUUCUUCAUUAAAUACAAAACCGAUGAAGAAGCUCAACAAGCCCAAAAGGAAAUUCAAGGUGAAUACGAUAAAUUGGGUGGCACCAAUGAAGUUGCCGAUGAAACUACCGCCCCUAUCACUUCCGUUAUUGGCUCCUUAGAUGGUCUCAAUCCCGAUGGCAGCUACAACUAUCGUCCUCAAAAUAACAACAUUGGUCAAGCUAGUGGAAAACACCCAGCUGUCCAAGCUCCUAGCUCACAAUACUUGCCAACUUUGUUCAAACACUAGACCUUAAUCGAAUAAUUUGAAUUUAGUGAUCAUCUCUUAACCCAUGCUUUACGUAAAUGUUAAAAUGAAUUGUUAAUUGUUUUUUGUUUUAAUUAGUUUUUAAGUUUAGAUAAUGUACAAAUCACGAAUUGUUGCCAUACUUCAUAAACAAACAUUUUGUACUUGUAGAAUAAAAAUUAAAUUCAUAAAAAA
This is a messenger RNA of Lucilia sericata (common green bottle fly), 1043 nucleotides long. RefSeq lists its product as uncharacterized. The record is from RefSeq and is a predicted model, not a curated record. The coding region runs from base 114 to 851 and encodes 245 amino acids. The transcript has 2 exons. NCBI's taxonomy places the organism in Eukaryota, Metazoa, Arthropoda, Insecta, Diptera, Calliphoridae.